AUGGGUCGGGGCCACCAAUCGCAUCACCCUUCCUCUUCCACGUCCCACGCUCACUCCUCCUCUCCUACCACCGAAACCACCACUCAUCUCUCCUCCGCCGAUCCCGCCCCGGCGGAGCAGCGGAAGCACUCUCCGCACCCGCUGCCUGAGGGGGACAUGCGCAACCAGUCGCACCAGCAAACGUGCUCCGCGCAGCAGCCGUCGCAGCCUCAGGGAAUGGCGUUUACGGCCGGUAUUGGAAACGGUGUCUUUGUCCCCGCGCAAGGUACUUCUACUCACCAUCCGCUGCCUCUCUCCCCGCCCUUCGAUCCCGCCACUGCUGCUGCUGCUGCAUCCGCGGCGGCAGCGAGUGACGUCCGAACCGCCGAGAACGGCGUCGCGGCGGGUGCGGCGGGCAAAGCGGCAACGGCGCAGCGAGGGCAGUCGAACAAGCGAGCGGCGAUUGCGCUAGAGGGUGAUGGGGAUGGUGGGGAGUUCCAGCAAGGAACGUCCGCGUCUGCGGCUCAAGAAAUGGGUCUUUCCGCCGAUAGUGCUUCCGCCACCGGCGCCUCCGCUCCCCCAGCAGGUAGCGCCAGCGCUCUCUCUGGGGAAGCGCUCGGCGCACGAGUUGCGGAAGGGGGGGAUGCGGGGAACUGGCGGGCACCAAGCGCAGGAGCAGCAGGGGCGCUCUUUCCCCUUGUUGCUCCGCUCUUCGCCCCACACGCAGCGGCAGAAGCCAAGGCGGGCGCAACAGCACUUAACUCCUCACACGCCACAACACCUGCAGCUGCAGCGACAGCAGCAGCAGCUACUGCAAAUGUCACCGCUGCUGCUGCCGCUGCCGCUGCCGCUGCCGCUGCUGCGUCUAUCCAUGCUACGUCUCUGCCUGCGCAUGCUCCGUGCUUUCCGUCCGUGUCGUCGUCACUGCCCCUGUCAGCAGGCAACUGUGCGUACCCAUGCCCACUCGCCCCGGCCAGCCUCUUCCCCCUCCCAUCCCCCUCUCCCUCUCUCCCACUCGGGGCUUUUGGAUUUGGCGGUGCUCAUGCAGGCUCGUGCGCAGCAAGCGCAGGCGCAUGCGCAGGCGCAGGCGCGGGUGCACUCGGCGCGGAUGCCCCCAUCUGGCCCGAUGUCAGCUCGCCUGCGGCCGCUUCCGCCCUUCCGCCUGCGCUUUCUUCUGCCGCUUCCGCGUCCCCUGCGUUCCCCCUGCUCCCGCACACCCACCAGCAGCAGCAGCAGCAGCAGCAGCCACAGCAACAACAACAGCCACAGCAGCAGCAGCAGCAGCAGCAGCAGCAGCAGCACCCACCUAUUAUCCGGGCUGCUAGGCCCCGUAAGGGGACGCGCUUUGUCACCCGUGCGCCUGGUGGUACUGGCGCAGGCGCAGGUGCUGUGGGCAGCGGCGGAGUGGGAGGUGGGGGCGGCGGAACAGGCGUUGGCGGCAGCGGAGGCAGUGCUGUGGGCAGUGCCGCGGGCAGUGCGUCAGGAGCUGGUAUCCAGCUGUCCCUUCCUUUUGCGCCUGUUCUCACAACGCCUGCUGCUUCUGCCGCCGCCGCCGCCGCCGCCGCCGCUGCUGCUGCUGCUGCUGCUGCUGCUGCCGGUUCCUCCGCCACUGCCCCUUCUGCGGUCGCAGCAGCCCCAACAGCAGUCGCAGCAGCAGCAGCAGCAGCAGCGGCGGCGGGCGCAAGUGGCGCAGGCGUGAGGCGCACUGCGCAGGGGUCUUGGGGGGGAAGUGCAAGAGCGGGACCGGGGGAAAAGGAGGGCGGUAGCGAUGCGCUGGCAGGAGUGGGGGGCAGGGGGGGCGCAGGGAAGGGCGGAGGGGCAGCAGGGGGAGGGGGAGGAGGAGGAGGAGGAGGAGGAGGAGGAGGAGGAGGAGGAGGAGGAGGAGGAGGAGGAGGAGGAGGAAUAGGAGGUGGUGGUGGAAUAUGCAAGUCAGCUCACUGUGGGGGUCACCACCACCACCACCACCACCAUCAUCACCACCAUCACCAGCAGCAGCAACAGCAGCAGCAGCACAACCACGCACCAGCUGGUGCCAGGGAGACGUCAGGCAGUAGCAGCAGGGGAGAGAGUGACAGGCGGAGCGACGUGGGCAGCGGAGCGGGCGGGGAGGAGGAGCGGGUGGCGGCGCGAGUGGAAGAGGUGGAGGAGGUAUCAGAGGAAGAGGCGAACAGGGUGCUGAGCGAGGCGGUGAAGGUGGGGCAGUACGGCGUGCUCUUUGCUGCGCUGCGGCGCUGUGGCGGCAGUGCCAGCAGUGCUGUGCUGGACAGGGCGUGUGCGUGGCUCAUGGGGAAGAAGAGGGCGCUCAAGGCAAUUACCACCUCAGAAGCCUCGGCUAUUUUCCAUGUGGUGGCGGCGCGCACAUCGCCUAUAAUGGAGGAUUUCAAGGACUGGCUGGCGUUCAAGGCAGAGCCAGCAGCGGUGGAGAAGCUCAUGCACUCAAGGGCGUCACAGAGCACCGCACCAGGGGGGGCAGGAGGAGGAGGAGGUGGAGGAGGAACCUCCAAUCCCUUAGGUUCUCCUUCCCACCUCUGCCCCUCUCCCGCCACUACCACUUGCACCACCACCGCCACCGCCACCACCACUGCCACAACCACCACCACCAGCAGCAGCGGUACCAAAGCCAGCACUGUCAGCGACGCACCAGCGUCCCUGCUCUCCCUAUCAACGCCGUCCCCGCCGCGCAAGGACCCCGUAUCAGAAGCCAAGGCGACAGCAACAGCAGCUCUGCAGGCAGCAUUGGAAUCACGAGACAUAGCCCGCAUGGUGGAGGCUCUCAGAUGCCACCGCAGCAAGGCCACUCCCAAGGCCGUGAGGGUGGUUCAGCAGGAGGUGAACCGGCUGCUGUUUGGGGAUGGGGGGGCGAGUGGGGGCGGGAGCAGAGCGAGUGGUGCGGCCGGGGGAGGGGAUGGGGGAGCGCGUGGGGGGGGAGCUGGUGCUGCUGGUGCUGCUGGGACAGCAGGUUCAGGCGCUGCUGGUGCUGCUGGUGCUGCUGGUGGUAAUGCUGCUGGUGGUAAUGCUGCUGGUGCUGCCGGUGGGUUGUCAGGAGGUGCAGCCUCGAGUGUGGCAGCAAGUGCACAUGCACAGGCAGUGUCGGGCGGCCAUGCGUGCUGCAACAACCCCGCAUGCGUGCACCGCUCCUUCCCCGCCCCUGCUAGCCCCUACCCUAAUCUCGCUCAUGCCGCUGCUGCCACAGCAACUGCAGCCAACGCCGCGUCCCUGCAGCAAAGCGGUGCUGGGGGAGGCGCAGGGGGAGGGGGAGGGGGAGGCGCAGGGGGAGGGGGAGGGGGAGGGGCAGGGGGACACGGAGUGUUGCAAAAGGGGCGCCCCCGCACCUCCAAGCUGCUGCGCCGAAAGGUCAAGACCAGCAGCAGCAGCAGUAUCAGCAGCAGCAGCACCAGCGCGAGCAACAGCAGCAGCAGUGCUAUUACGGGUGGCACCAGCACGAGCAACAACAGCGGCAGUUACAGUGGUGACGGUGCGACCUUUGGCAGCAGCAGUGGUGGUAUUGGUGGUGUAGCAGCGGGUUCUUAUGGUGCAUACCCUGCCACUGUGGCUUUAAGUGCACUGGGAGGAGAAGCAGCCACGGUCUGGGGUGGAGCAAGCGGAACUGGCACCGUCACUGGGGCUCCUCCUCCUUCUCCUUCUGGGAUUGCAUCGGGGCUGGUGUCUGGCACUGCAACGGGAAUUGCUGCUGCUGCUGCGGCUGCUGCUGCUGCUGCUGCCGCUGGUGCUACUGCUGCUGGUGGUGGUGUUGGUGGUGGUGGUGGAAUGAGGGGUGCAGGAGGAGGUGUGGGUGGGGGUGGAGAGGUAGGUCAAGGAGCGCCUGCCGUCGUGUCGGGAGGCUGGCAGGACUCGGUGGUUAGUGGAAACGCCACUGCCGCUGCUCAGCAGCAGCAGCAGACCCAUCGAUUUGAGCAGCAAUCGCAGCUGUUGAAGCCUGGGGAUGGGCAGUGGAUGCAGCAGCAGCAGCAGCAGCAGCAGCAGCAGCAGCAGCAGCAGCAGCAGCAGCAGCAGCAGCAGCAGCAGCAGCAGCAGCAGCAGCAGCAGCAGCAGCAGCAGCAGCAGCAGCAGCAGCAGCAGCAGCAGCAGCAGCAGCAGCAGCAGCAGCAGCAGCAGCAGCAGCAGCAGCAGCAGCAGCAGCAGCAGCAGCAGCAGCAGCAGCAGCAGCAGCAGCAGCAGCAGCAGCAGCAGCAGCAGCAGCAGCAGCAGCAGCAGCAGCAGCAGCAGCAGCAGCAGCAGCAGCAGCAGCAGCAGCAGCAGCAGCAGCAGCAGCAGCAGCAGCAGCAGCAGCAGCAGCAGCAGCAGCAGCAGCAGCAGCAGCAGCAGCAGCAGCAGCAGCAGCAGCAGCAGCAGCAGCAGCAGCAGCAGCAGCAGCAGCAGCAGCAGCAGCAGCAGCAGCAGCAGCAGCAGCAGCAGCAGCAGCAGCAGCAGCAGCAGCAGCAGCAGCAGCAGCAGCAGCAGCAGCAGCAGCAGCAGCAGCAGCAGCAAGCAGCAGCAGCAGCAGCAGCAGCAGCAGCAGCAGCAGCAGCAGCAGCAGCAGCAGCAGCAGCUAGCAGCAGCAGCAGCAGCAGCAGGCAGCAGCAGCAGCAGCAGCAGCAGCAGCAGCAGCAGCUAGCAGCAGCAGCAGCAGCAGCAGCAGCAGCAGCAGCAGCAGCAGCAGCAGCAGCAGCAGCAGCAGCAGCAGCAGCAGCUAGCAGGCAGCAGCAGCAGCAGCAGCAGCAGCAGCAGCAGCAGCAGCAGCAGCAGCAGCAGCAGCAGCAGCAGCAGCAGCAGCAGCAGCAGCAGCAGCAGCAGCAGCAGCAGCAGCAGCAGCAGCAGCAAGCAGCAGCAGCAGCAGCAGCAGCAGCAGCAGGCAGCAGCAGCAGCAGCAGCAGCAGCAGCAGCAGCAGCAGCAGCAGCAGCAGCAGCAGCAGCAGCAGCAGCGCAGCAGCAGCAGCAGCAGCAGCAGCAGCAGCAGCACAGCCAGCAGCAGCAGCAGCAGCAGCAGCAGCAGCAGCAGCAGCAGCAGCAGCAGCAGCAGCAGCAGCAGCAGCAGCAGCAGCAGCAGCAGCAGCAGCAGCAGCAGCAGCAGCAGCAGCAGCAGCAGCAGCAGCAGCAGCAGCAGCAGCAAAGCAGCAGCAGCAGCAGCAGCAGCAGCAGCAGCAGCAGCAGCAGCAGCAGCAGCAGCAGCAGCAGCAGCAGCAGCAGCAGCAGCAGCAGCAGCAGCAGCAGCAGCAGCAGCAGCAGCGCAGCAGCAGCAGCAGCGCAGCAGCAGCAGCAGCAGCAGCAGCAGCAGCAGCAGCAGCAGCAGCAGCAGCAGCAGCAGCAGCAGCAGCAGCAGCAGCAGCAGCAGCAGCAGCAGCAGCAGCAGCAAGCAGCAGCAGCAGCAGCAGCAGCAGCAGCAGCAGCAGGCAGCAGCAGCAGCAGCAGCAGCAGCAGCAGCAGCAGCAGCAGCAGCAGCAGCAGCAGCAGCAGCAGCAGCAGCAGCAGCAGCAGCAGCAGCAGCAGCAGGCAGCAGCAGCAGCAGCAGCAGCAGCAGCAGCAGCAGCAGCAGCAGCAGCAGCAGCAGCAGCAGCAGCAGCAGCAGCAGCAGCAGCAGCAGCAGCAGCAGCAGCAGCAGCAGCAGCAGCAGCAGCAGCAGCAGCAGCAGCAGCAGCAGCAGCAGCAGCAGCAGCAGCAGCAGCAGCAGCAGCAGCAGCAGCAGCAGCAGCAGCAGCAGCAGCAGCAGCAGCAGCAGCAGCAGCAGCAGCAGCAGCAGCAGCAGCAGCAGCAGCAGCAGCAGCAGCAGCAGCAGCAGCAGCAGCAGCAGCAGCAGCAGCAGCAGCAGCAGCAGCAGCAGCAGCAGCAGCAGCAGCAGCAGCAGCAGCAGCAGCAGCAGCAGCAGCAGCAGCAGCAGCAGCAGCAGCAGCAGCAGCAGCAGCAGCAGCAGCAGCAGCAGCAGCAGCAGCAGCAGCAGCAGCAGCAGCAGCAGCAGCAGCAGCAGCAGCAGCAGCAGCAGCAGCAGCAGCAGCAGCAGCAGCAGCAGCAGCAGCAGCAGCAGCAGCAGCAGCAGCAGCAGCAGCAGCAGCAGCAGCAGCAGCAGCAGCAGCAGCAGCAGCAGCAGCAGCAGCAGCAGCAGCAGCAGCAGCAGCAGCAGCAGCAGCAGCAGCAGCAGCAGCAGCAGCAGCAGCAGCAGCAGCAGCAGCAGCAGCAGCAGCAGCAGCAGCAGCAGCAGCAGCAGCAGCAGCCUCCGCAGCAGCAACAGCAGCAGGAGCAGCAGCAGCAGCAGCGGCGUCGACGGCGGUGCUGUGA
Molecule: messenger RNA, 6249 nt
Organism: Closterium sp. Naga37s-1
Lineage: Eukaryota; Viridiplantae; Streptophyta; Zygnematophyceae; Desmidiales; Closteriaceae
Source: the annotation of a GenBank genome assembly